This is a messenger RNA of Labeo rohita (rohu), 1647 nucleotides long. It is a transcript of the gene cahz, whose product is annotated as carbonic anhydrase. The record is from RefSeq and is a predicted model, not a curated record. Gene Ontology annotation, cellular component: cytoplasm. Gene Ontology annotation, biological process: carbon dioxide transport. The transcript has 7 exons. The coding region runs from base 134 to 916 and encodes 260 amino acids. Gene Ontology annotation, molecular function: zinc ion binding; carbonate dehydratase activity. Lineage: Eukaryota; Metazoa; Chordata; Actinopteri; Cypriniformes; Cyprinidae.
AGAUAGGUACCAGUACCAGCAGGGGACCUCUAUAUAAAGGCUUACAUAGUUUAGAAGAACCAGCAGUUGCUGGUUUUUAGUAUCCCGGUCUUACAAACAGAGGAGUGGAACACAUUGAAGGACACAAAUAAUCAUGUCUCACGCUUGGGGUUAUGGACCACAUGACGGGCCAGAAAAGUGGGCAGAAAGCUUUCCCAUUGCAAACGGACCCAGGCAGUCUCCCAUUGAUAUCGUACCCACCCAAGCACAACAUGACCAUUCUCUGAAGCACCUCAAAUUGAAGUAUGACCCCGCCACCGCUAAGGGCAUCCUCAACAAUGGCCAUUCAUUCCAAGUGGAUUUCGUCGAUGACGACAACAGCUCAACUCUGGCUGGAGGUCCCAUCUCGGGGAUAUACAGGUUGAGACAGUUCCAUUUUCACUGGGGAAGCAGUGAUGACAAGGGCUCAGAGCACACUAUUGCUGGAACCAAGUUCCCCUGUGAGCUUCAUCUCGUUCACUGGAACACUAAGUACCCAAACUUUGGCGAAGCUGCCAGUAAGCCUGAUGGCCUUGCUGUGGUUGGAGUUUUUCUCAAGAUUGGUUCUGCAAAUCCGAGACUUCAGAAAGUUCUAGAUGCUCUUGAUGACAUCAGAUCAAAGGGCAGACAGACUACAUUUUCCAACUUUGAUCCUAAAACCUUGCUGCCCGCCUCUCUGGAUUACUGGACUUACGAGGGGUCUCUGACCACACCUCCUCUGCUGGAGAGUGUCACCUGGAUUGUUCUGAAAGACCCAAUCAGCGUUAGUCCUGCUCAGAUGGCCAAGUUCCGUAGCCUGUUGUUCACAUCUGAAGGAGAAGCACCUUGCUGCAUGGUUGACAACUACAGACCCCCUCAACCUCUCAAGGGACGCAAAGUCCGUGCAUCCUUCAAGUAAACAGCAGUACCGAUGCCACAACCCUCCCACUGCCGUCGGAUCAUGGUGCUUUUGACUGGUUCACAAAAACAUUCCCAGUGAAACUACUACAGAAAUAUCACAUAGUAUGUGUUCUCAAUCCAGACCCUUUCUUACAUUGCAGUGUUGAUAUGAGAAAGCUGGAUCUGAUCUUCUUAAACUGUCUAUUUUUGCUUAUAUUGUUACUUAAUAUGAGAAAUAGUAUUUAAAAUGCUUGAAUACUCAGUGCUUAAUAACAGUGGCAGCCCCAGCUGUAGAAACUUUCCUUGCAGUUUUUGUGUAAACUGGACAAAUGGGAGACUAUUAGUAUAUCCCAGUCCAUCUUUGAUCGCUCCACUUUGCGCUUUCUUUGCACUAUACGCCAUGUUAUUCAAUAGGAAAGACAUCAUGGUUCUUCUUGUGUUUAUGGCAAUAGGUGAAUAUCAGUUAAAUGUGUAACUGAGCGGAUGUGUUGAAGCUAAAAUGCCUGCAGGAAAGCACUUCCUAACAGCAAUAUGUUGUUGUUAAAGUGAUUCAUUAUUUAUCAAAAGGCAUUUGAAGGGAUUAGCUUUUAUAAUUGUUUCUGAGAAUGUUGUACCAUGAUGUUCUGCCAUAGAUUCCAUGAUUUAUAUUUUUCAGAAUUAAAUUGAGCAGUAUUGUGAACAAAUAUUAUAUGUAAAUCAGUCAUAUAUUAGGAAUUUUACCAGCAAUAAAUGAAUAUAUUUUAAACUAUA